Messenger RNA from Schistocerca gregaria, 770 nucleotides. RefSeq lists its product as uncharacterized. The transcript is spliced from 2 exons. Lineage: Eukaryota; Metazoa; Arthropoda; Insecta; Orthoptera; Acrididae. Bases 4 to 627 code for a protein of 207 amino acids. The record is from RefSeq and is a predicted model, not a curated record.
ACCAUGGGGGGCAAGCGCUUCGCCUACGCUGGUGUACUGCUGUGGCUGUUGCUGCCGAGUGGUGCCUGGGCUACACCGCUCGCAGGCAACCUUCCUAAAAUGUGGAAGGUUGGGGACGACGCUGUGAGCAGCGACAGCAGUGAAGUACCAGAGAAACCUAGCCGGGACUUCAUCUCCGCUGCGGAUCCGUACGCACAAGACAGCGAAGAAUUGGAGGACGCAGAUGAGCCUCCGAUUUUCUUCCAGUGGUUGCAGCCUAGCAGGAGUGAAGCUUCUGUUCAGGCGUUUAUAGAGCGCCUGCAGAACUCUGCGAAUACUGACAUAUCUGUGCGUCCACAGCCCUCAGGGAACGACUCUUCCCCUUGCAGUUGUGAACAAAGUACCGAACGGGAAGUUCCGGAGAUCGCCGAAGUGCCUGUUAAACCACUGUCAGCGUUUGCAAUAGCUACUAUUGUAAUUCCCAUUUUAAUAAUUCUCGCACUUGCUGUGUGGUAUGCCAGUAAACGCUACAUAAUUCGCUACUGGCAUGUGAUACAAGUCCUGUCACAUUUGGAGGUAACUAACGUCUUCGAACGACUUCAGAACAUGCAGGAAAUGGAACAAGGACCUGUCACUUCUUCACUCUAAGUGAUUAAAAAAGUUUUCUUUUACUUGUCAUUACCUCAUAAGAAUGCAUAAGCCGUGUGAAUUAAAAAAUAGAAAGAAUAAAUAUCGUUAUGUACUAACAUCACUGAAUAUGAUAAUAAGUGAGGUGUACUACUGCUUGUAUC